AUGCAGUCUCACAGCAACCAGAAGGAUACACUUAGUAACUUCCCGGGAAUUCCACCCUUCCCCGAUGAUGUCCCUACAGCACCACUUCUUCGACUGUCGUCGGGAAAGCUGCUAGCAAGUGACCCGGCAGAGUAUGAACGACUGUUCCAAGCCUGCACCGACCUCGGGUUCUUUUAUCUCGACUUAUCGGACUCGCAGCAAGGCAUGUCACUUCUCGAUGACGCAGACAACCUUUUCAAAGUCGGCGAGCGGCUCUUUGAGCUGAGUCUGGAAGAGAAGAAGAAGUAUGAUUUCAGUGCGCAGAAGUCGUACUUCGGGUAUAAGGCACAGGGAGCUGCGCUAGUUGACAAGCAGGGAAACCUGGACCGAAAUGAGUUCUACAACGUUUCCAAAGAUGACAUUCUAGGCGUCAGCGAUCCUCUUCCAGCCCCGGAGCUCCUAACCCAAAGCAGAGCCGAGCUGGGCUCAUUCAUGCGGGGAUCACACGCAAUCGUAACCCUGAUACUGAACAUCCUGAAUGACCAACUUGCCCUACCGAAAGACACACUAUCCAACCUGCACCGACGACAGGCCGUAAGUGGUGAUAUGGUCCGGUUCGUCAAAGCACCCCCACAACCAGCGGACGAUAGGCGUACCGCGCUGGGCCAACACACAGACUUUGGAAGCGUCACGGUCCUCUUCAACAGACUUGGAGGACUGCAAGUGCUUCCGCCAGGCGAGGAUGCCGAAUGGCUCUACGUGAGACCGCUUCCCGGCCAUGCCAUUGUGAACCUUGGUGAUGCAAUGGUCAAGUUUACCAACGGGCUGUUUCGAUCAAAUAUCCAUCGGGUUGAGUCGCCGCCGGGACUCCAGGCGGAGUCGACGCGAUACAGUCUCGUGUAUUUUGCUAGACCGGAGGAUAGCGUGUUACUCCGUCGGUUGGAAGGGUCUGAGCAGAUUCCGGCUAUGGAGGAUGGUCAGACGGAGGAGGAGAUCAAUAGCAAGGAUUGGAUUAUUCGGCGGGCUUUGGGUCGUCGUCCGGACCUUGUGAGUGAGAUCGAUUUUGAGAAAUCUGCUGGGACGGAGCAGAUCAGUCGCAGGAUUAAGGUCUAG
Messenger RNA from Penicillium bovifimosum, 1092 nucleotides. Its product is annotated as putative oxidoreductase, 2OG-Fe(II) oxygenase family. The transcript has 2 exons. Gene Ontology annotation, molecular function: dioxygenase activity. The record is from RefSeq and is a predicted model, not a curated record. Lineage: Eukaryota; Fungi; Ascomycota; Eurotiomycetes; Eurotiales; Aspergillaceae. The coding region runs from base 1 to 1092 and encodes 363 amino acids.